GAGCAGCCUGUAAUUGACAGCGAGCGGCAACUUUCUGGAAAAUUGAUGGACGAAGAGGUAAUGGGCGCGCUCGAGCGAACUGGGUAUAUAACUCCCCAGCAUAUGCUCUUGAUCGAUUCUAUUCUCACCAUGCCCAGUUCUACUGUCGAGCAGGAAUAUCAGCGUCGAAUCUCCGCGAUCAAUGCAGUUAUCGCUUUCUGUGAUGUGGAAGAGGGGUCGCACUGGCCCCUCACAGCCUUUCAAACGCCGAGGUCACCCGUCCGUUAA
Molecule: messenger RNA, 267 nt
Organism: Aspergillus steynii IBT 23096
Lineage: Eukaryota; Fungi; Ascomycota; Eurotiomycetes; Eurotiales; Aspergillaceae
Exons: 1
Source: RefSeq, a predicted model, not a curated record